GCGGGCCGCUGCCCCAGAGGACGCAGUGCGCAUGUGGCUCGACCAAGGCGAACACCAGAGGGCGCUGCGCAUCGCCGAGUCGCACGCUACGCACAUGGUAGAAGAAGUGCUUGUGGAAGGAGCCCGCGUGGCUGCGGAGCGCGGCGACUUGGUUCAGUUUGAAGCGCUGAUGAUCCGCGCCAACCGACCAGCCGAGGUCGUUCAGCACUACAGGGACCUCGAAAUGUGGGAGGACGCAUCGCGCAUAUCUCGCGAGUACCUCCCCGACAGCGCGGAGCCCGUGCCGGCCGCCGUGCCGCCGCUGCUGCGCCGCGCCGCAGACCACGCUGAUAGCGGCGAGUGGUGGGAGGCGGUGCAGCUGCUGCUGGGCGCGAGCGCGGCGGGCGCGGCGGGCGGCGCGCUGCGGCUGGCGGAGCGCGCGGCGCUGCGAGCCGCCCGCCUGGCGCGCGACCACCUUGAGGGUGCCCGUCGUCGCGCCGCCGCCGAUAUGCUCGCGGAGAGAUUUACUGCUAUCGAUCAGAGCGAUGUCGGAGAACAGCUUCGUAUGGCACUCACAGAAGGCGAGGUGGAAAAUGCUUCUGGUGUAGACGGUUCUGAAGAAGAAGAGGAGGAAGUGGUGCCGGGGGUGGCGGCGCGGGGUGUAGCUGCGGAGAGCGGGGAGGGCGGGGAGG
Messenger RNA from Papilio polytes (common Mormon), 671 nucleotides. Its product is annotated as intraflagellar transport protein osm-1-like. Lineage: Eukaryota; Metazoa; Arthropoda; Insecta; Lepidoptera; Papilionidae. The transcript has 6 exons. The record is from RefSeq and is a predicted model, not a curated record. The annotation marks the transcript as partial.